AUGGCUUCCGAGGGCCCCAAAGAUUUGCCUGUCCGGCCUGGUGCCGACGCGAAACCUGCUGGUGACGGUCUCCCCGAUUUCAUUGUCGAGCGUAACAACCUUUUCGAGGAGCUGUGGCAACAGUAUCUUGAAGAGCUCAAGAACAAGCCCCACAACGACAUCAAUGUCACCAUUGAGCUUGGUGAUGGAAACACCACCAAUGUUACCGCCAAGGCCUUCGAGACUACCCCCGCUCAGCUGUUGAAGAACGUCCCCAAGGAGUUGAGCGCCAGCGUUGUUAUCGCGAAGGUGGAUAAGGAGCUUUGGGAUCUCGGUCGUCCGCUCGAGGGUGAUUGUACCGUCUCCUAUGUGCCCUUCGAGCACCCUGAGGGAAGAGAGGUUUUCUGGCACUCCAGCGCGCACACCCUGGGCGAGGCCUGCGAGUGCGAGUUCGGAUGUCUUCUUUCCCACGGUCCCCCCACCCCUCAGGGUUUCUUCUACGAUAUGGCCAUGCCCGAUGGUCGUGUUGUGAAGGAGAGCGACUGGUCGGCCUUGGACAGCAAAGCAUCUCGCAUCUUCAAGGAGAAACAAAGCUUCGACCGCUUGGAGGUCACCAAGGAGAACCUCAAGAAGAUGUUCGCUUACAGCAAGUACAAGCUGCACUACAUUGACAAGUUGGUGACAGGCGAGAAGAGCACAGUCUACCGUUGCGGUACCCUUGUCGAUCUGUGCAGGGGUCCUCACAUUCAGAGCACUGGCAAGAUCAAGACAUUCAAGAUCAUGCAGAACUCUUCAGCGUACUUCCUCGGCGACCAGACCAACGACUCUCUGCAGCGCAUCCGUGGUGUCGCUUUCCCUGAUAAGAAGCUGAUGUCUGAGCACCUCAAGUUCCUCGAGGAGGCCGAGAAGCGCAAUCACCUCAAGAUCGGCAAGGAGCAGGAACUCUUUUUUUUCGACGAAGUCUCUCCUGGAUGCGCUUUCCUUCUGCCCAACGGUACUAAGAUUUUCAACGCCCUCCAGUCCCUUCUGCGCUCUGAGUACCGCAAGCGUGGUUACCAGGAGGUUCAGACCCCUAACAUGUAUGAUGUUGGUAUCUGGAAGACUUCUGGCCACUGGGCGCACUACAAGGAUGACAUGUUCAAGUUGGACGUUGAGAAGAGAGAAUGGGCCCUGAAGCCCAUGAACUGCCCCGGUCACUUCGUGCUUUUCGGUCACCGUGACCGCAGUUACCGCGAGCUUCCUCUGAGAAUCGCGGAUUUCGGUGUGCUGCACCGUAACGAGGCCUCCGGUGCUCUCAGUGGACUUACCCGUGUCCGCAAGUUCCAGCAAGAUGAUACCCACAUUUUCUGUACCCAGGACCAGAUCAUGUCCGAAAUCGAGGGUCUGUUCGAUUUCCUGCAGUCCAUCUACGGCCUCUUUGGGUUUACCUUCAAGCUCAAGCUCUCCACCCGUCCCGAGAAAUACCUGGGUGAGCUUUCCACCUGGAACUAUGCCGAAGAGCAGCUGAAGGCUGCUAUGACCAAGUUCAAGGGCAGUGACUGGUACAUCGACGAGGGUGAUGGAGCUUUCUAUGGCCCCAAGAUUGAUAUCACCAUCGCUGAUGCCCUUAAGCGAGAGUUCCAGUGUGCCACCAUCCAGCUUGACUACCAGGCUCCCAUCAACUUCAAGCUCGAGUACAUGACCAACGAGAAGACCCAGACUGCCCAGAUGACUCAGGAGGAGCCCAAGGAGGGUGAGACCAAGUCCACCGAGCCUGGUCCCGGUCGCGCUCGCCCUGUUGUCAUUCACCGCGCCAUUAUUGGCAGUUUCGAGCGUUUCCUCGGCAUCUUGAUUGAGCACUUUGGUGGCAAGUGGCCUUUCUGGAUCAGCCCUCGCCAGAUCUUGAUCGUUCCGGUUAUGCCCGCUGUCAACGACUACGUUGAGGAGUUGCAGCGGAUUUUGCGCGCUGACAAGCUGAACGUUGACAUUGACAUCAGCGGCAACACCAUGCAGAAGAAGAUCCGUACCGGACAGCUGCAGCAGUACAACUUCAUUUUCGUCGUCGGUGCGCAAGAGAAGGAGAGUCGCACGGUUAACAUCCGUAACCGUGAUGACCCAGCCACCCAAAACAAGGGCAUUAUGGUCCCUCUGGACGAGGCUCGCGAGAAGCUCCGUAGUUUGCGGAAGGAGCGCAGACUGGUCAACUCUUUGUAGAACGAGAAUUGAUACCAUUCUGUUUGCUGGGAAAGUGGCUGCUUUACAGUUACAGAAAUUCAAGAAAUUCGUGGCGAUAUACCAUAUCUUUUAGAUGCUAGCUCAUAUAUAGAGCCCUCUGAGGAAAAGCGAAGAUCACGAUUUAAGAAGAUGUGCUUCUAAAAAGUCAAGAGGUGAUAUUCCAGC
Messenger RNA from Aspergillus saccharolyticus JOP 1030-1, 2358 nucleotides. Its product is annotated as threonine--tRNA ligase THS1. Gene Ontology annotation, biological process: threonyl-tRNA aminoacylation. Bases 1 to 2172 code for a protein of 723 amino acids. Lineage: Eukaryota; Fungi; Ascomycota; Eurotiomycetes; Eurotiales; Aspergillaceae. Gene Ontology annotation, molecular function: threonine-tRNA ligase activity; ATP binding. The record is from RefSeq and is a predicted model, not a curated record. Gene Ontology annotation, cellular component: cytoplasm. The transcript is spliced from 6 exons.